AUGGGCAAGGAUGAGAAGAACCCCAAAUCCACAAGAAAUGAAAGCGCUGCGCUGCAGCUUGUCGAGUACAAAACCCCCUACAAGCUGGUGACAGUUUCUGUUCCAAACGCCAGGGACGGCGAGCUUCUCGUGAGGAUUAAAGCAGCAAGCUUCUGCCACACAGACUUCCAGGUUUAUGAAGGUGUCUACCAGUCGAAAUGUCCCAUUAUCCCAUCGCACGAGCCUAAGGUGGGGCAGCGUGUUGGUGUUCUCAACUUCAGACAUGCAUGCGGAGAGUGUAAUCAAUGCAUGUGGCAUAAACAAGCAUAUGAUGGUACUGUAGAUGCCAGAUUUUGUAAGCGAAGAGAUAUGGCUGGCAUCACUGCAAAAGGAGGUUUUGCCGAGUACAUGGUUGCAGACGCAAUGACCACUGUGUUGCUGCCUGACGUUCUGAGCUUUGAACAAGCUGCACCUUUGAUGUGUGCCGGGGCAACGGUGUGGAAUGCGCUUGAUCAAUGCUCGCUCAAAGCUGAGCAGUCUGUCGCCAUUGUUGGCAUUGGAGGUCUCGGUAUCCUCGCUGUUCAAUUCGCAAAGGCCCGAGGCUUGCGGACAGUCGCCGUCGACAAAUAUCCCGACUCCCUGGAGCUCUUAACUGACACUGGACCUGGGCUGGAACCAGAUCUAUUAGUCGGAAUUGAUGAUGACGAUGCUCUUCAACGCAUUAACAACUUCACCAAUAACAUUGGACUCAAGGCAGUCAUCGUAUGCAACGACAACGUCGCAGCAGCUGAGUGGAGUUUGAAACUACUUCAACCAAGAGGCAUCUGUAUUCCACUUGGUUUGCCUGAGAACGGUUAUUUUUUUAAUGCCUUCGAUCUGGGUUUCAAAGAGCUCGUGAUUAAGGGGUCUCUGUGCGCAAAUACACAAUCAGUGGAGACUAUGAUGAAGACUGUCGUUAAACACAAUGUCAAAAGUCACGUCACCACAAUCCCUUUGGCAGAGGCUCAUUCUCUUCCUACAAAGUAUAUCGCCAGGGACUUCAAGGGACGUCUGGUGGUCUUGGUUUGA
Molecule: messenger RNA, 1047 nt
Organism: Colletotrichum spaethianum
Lineage: Eukaryota; Fungi; Ascomycota; Sordariomycetes; Glomerellales; Glomerellaceae
Product: alcohol dehydrogenase
Exons: 4
Coding region: 1-1047 (348 amino acids)
Molecular function (GO): oxidoreductase activity
Source: RefSeq, a predicted model, not a curated record